Messenger RNA from Verruconis gallopava, 963 nucleotides. RefSeq lists its product as uncharacterized. NCBI's taxonomy places the organism in Eukaryota, Fungi, Ascomycota, Dothideomycetes, Venturiales, Sympoventuriaceae. The transcript has a single exon. The coding region runs from base 1 to 963 and encodes 320 amino acids. The record is from RefSeq and is a predicted model, not a curated record.
AUGCCACUUGCUUUUUCGUUUGUAUACUAUGCUGUCUAUCCUCUUUGGACCCUGCUAUCAAAGGUUGCCAGGUUACCCCACACGCACACGCUGAAUGACAGCGGCUACUCCGCACACAAUCUGUCCACUACGAUCUCGCCAUUGCACGACCGAGCCAGCCACGAGGACAUUAGCGACCGCUUGUUCAACCCACUCAGCUUCUUGACCAGUCUGCUGGUAACAACUACAGACGCGGAAGAUCAGAUGCCGCGUCAAACAACCGAGCAAGCGCUCCCGCAGAGUAACCUGUCGUCAACGAUUAGCGCUUAUGGCACCACACCUAUUGGCGGCGUGGGCGGCAAAAGACGAUCCCGGCAAUCCAAGCGGUCAGAAAGCGGGGAUCUGGCGCCGUCAGCCAACGAGUCGUUCCUGUUCGAUGAUACAUCGUCACUACAAAGCUGGACGACGUCUUCCACAGUAUGUACCGUUUCAGAGCUCGAUAAUGACCUAGACCCAAUCCAAGGCGUGCUACAGCUUGUGCCAGAUGGCGAUGUCAUAGAAGCGGCCACAAUGCCGCCGCCAACUUUUACUUGCCGUUUCUGGUUCCUCCGUUGUGACUAUGCGUCCACCAAUGAGAUGGAGUGGAAAGAGCAUAACCUCGCCCACUUCCGGGGACAGUCGCCGCCUCUGUCGAAUACGUGUCCCCUUUGUGAUAUGACGUUCAACAUCCCAGAUCCGAACGUCUCAUGGGCGGCCAACAUGUCACACCUGGCGCAGCACUUCAAGCUGGGAGAUACCAUGGCGUCGGCGUUGCCCGAGUACGCUCUCGUCCGCCACCUGUGGUCGAAAAGGAUUAUCUGCGAUGCCGACUAUCAGGAACUAAUGGGGUAUCGUCGAAAGCAUGGCAAGUACCAGUACAAGAUUCUCGAAGGCCGAGAUCGUAGGGAAAGACGAGGCUAUUACGGCCCGCAGUCAAGGAUAUAA